This is a messenger RNA of Caenorhabditis angaria, 4507 nucleotides long. Lineage: Eukaryota; Metazoa; Nematoda; Chromadorea; Rhabditida; Rhabditidae. The record is from the annotation of a GenBank genome assembly.
AUGGGUCACACAACGACAAGCACUACAGUACCCCGGCGAUUUUUGCGGCGCCGCCCGAAAAAAGAGAAGGUCCCGGCUGGAAUAUUCAAGGUACGGUAGCCCGCGAAAAUUUGAAAAAUUUGAAAAAUAAUUUGUUUCCAGACUUUUUCGUCGAGCGACGAGGAGAACAACAAAGUUAUGGAUGAAUUGUUGUUGUCAUCGAAGCUGAAGUGAGUUGGCCUAAGUUUUUUGGGCCUGAAAUUUGGGGCUUAGGCUUAGGAAUCUGAUAAAAUCAUUAGUUUUAUUGUUCCCAGCUCGAAAAAUUAGCCUAGAACCAAGUUUGCCCUUUAAAACUUUUGAAAAUCUAAAAAAAAAACAACGAUACUCCGCAAUGACGCCUCCGUGUAGUUCUCCCGGACAAGUUUGAAAAUUUUUCAAACAUUGUCAUUUUUUGUUUUUUCUUGGGUUCUAGGGUUAUUUUUUGUGAUUUUGAAGUUGGAAAUGGUUAGAAUUUAUGAAAAUUAGUAGGGGAUUCAAGAUUUUCAAAGAAAAUCUGGAAGUUUGCGCUAAUUAUCAUGAGAAAUCGGUUUUUUCGAACUUAGGCUUAUUUUUCGUGAUUUUUUCACUGGAAGCCUUCAAAAAACCCCAAAAAAAUUUUCAGACGGGUCGAUUCGGCGACUGGAAGUGUCUCAAACUCGCCUCGCGCUCUCCAACCGAUUCAAAUUGAAAAAGUCCAAAAAACACCCUACGUGGUUUUGCCGGCCAAUGAGAAAUUCUCGAAAUUCAGGACGAGAAGUCGAGUUGCAGUUGAUAUUGGUGAGAUUUCUGAAUUUUUCGUCAAAAUUUGAUCUAUUAAAAUUUUCGCGCCAAAAAAACUACUGUAUGUUUCGUUCCAGGCGGGACCCUCAUCAAAGUUGUAUAUUCAUCAGUUUGUGAAGAUGAAGAUCUACCCGAAGACGCAACUACACGAAUAUUCAAAUAUGAUGAUGGAAAAAAGAUUUUGGUGAAUUUCAAGAAAUUCACACAAAUGGACGAAUUUAUUGAGUUUUUGCAAAAUGUGGGUGGUUUUUCACAUUUUUCAGCAGCGAAAUUUGAACUUAGACUUGAAAACUGUGAAAAAUCAAUAUUCGCAUCGUUCUCAGCUCGAAAAAUUAGCCUAGAACAAAGUUUUCCCUUGAAAAACUAGUGAAAAUAAAAAAAAACAACGACACUCCGCCAUGACACACCCGUGUAGUUCUCCCGGACAAGUUUCGAAAUUGUUCGAAAAUUGCUUUUUCUUGAGUUCUAGGGUUAUUUUUCGAGAUUUAGAAGCUGGAAGUGCUUAGAAUUGAUGAAAAUUAGAAGGGGAUUCAGGAUUUUCAGCAAAAAUCUGAAAAUUUUGCAGAAUUGGCUUGAUCGAACACCAGAAGAUGUGAUUCAUUGCACAGGAGGUGGAUCCUAUAAAUUUGCAGAAAUUAUACGAAAAGAAUUGGGAGUCAAGUAGGGUUUCUAUUGAUUUUUCAUGAAAAUCGCCGAAUUUUGAUUCAAAAUUCUUGGAUUUUCACAAAAUCACAGAAAUUUAGCUGAAAAUUUGAAAUUUUAUUUGCAGAAUUCAAAGAACUGAUGAAAUGCGAUCGCUGAUUUAUGGAAGCAAUUUUUUGUUGAAUAACAAUGUUGAUGAAUCGUUCACCUAUCAUCAUGAUGCGAUUGGAAUUAAUAAGUGAGGAUUUAUUGAUUGUUGACUGGGAAAUCUGAAAAUUUGAGGGAAAAAUGAGCUAGAAUUCGAGUUUUUUGAGAAAAAAUGGGUUUUGGCUUGAAAUUUGAUCUGAAAAUCUGAAAAUUUCAGAAAAAUUGAGUUUUAGACUGAGAAUAUGUUAAAAAUUGACCUCAUGUGAAUUACAGGCUGAAAAUUCAGAAAAAUUGAUCUGAAAUUAAAGUUUUCGCUGAAAAUCUGGUGAAAAAUGACCUGCAAUUAAAUACACGCUGAAAUAUUCAACAAAAUUACUCAAAAAUCGAUUUUUCUGAAAUUACGCUCAAAAUUUAAGCUAAAAAACAAUUUUUAAUGAAAAAAUUGAAAAUUUGAGGGAAAAUGAUCUGAAAAAUCCGAAUUCCCAGCUGAAAAUUGAUUUUCAGAAACAAUUUUGACUAAAUUAACCUAAAAUUGAAUCCAGGAUGAAAUUUUGGGAAAAUUGAGCUAAAAAUCAAUUUUUACACGGAAAAUCAGAAAAUUUCUGAAAAAUUGAGCUGAAAUUGAAAUUUUCACUGAAAAUCUGCUGAAAAAUGACCUGAAAUCAAUUACAGGCUGAAAUAUUGAACAAAUUUACUCAAAAAUCGAUUUUUUUGAAUUUGGGCUCAAAAUUUAAGCUAAAAUUAAUUUUUAAUGAAAAAUCUGAAAAUUUCAGCUAAAAAUCUCUCAAAAUCCCAAAUUUUCAGAUUCCAAUAUCGCCCCAUCGCACAAGAUUUGAUCUACCCAUUUUUGUUGGUCAAUAUCGGAACCGGUAUCAGUAUUUUGAAGGUAAAUCCCAGAUUUUCAGCCAAAAUAUCUGAAAAUCCCGAAAAUCUUGCAGGUUGAUUCACCUGAUAGUUAUGAACGAGUUGGUGGAAGUUCGAUGGGUGGCGGAACAUUUAUGGGAUUGGGAAGUAUGCUAACACCGGCUAAAAGUUAGUUUUAUCUGAAAAUUUUGCUGAAAAUCACAAUCAGCUCGAAAUUUGACGCAUUUUGACACCAAAGAUGUCCGAUUAUGCUCAAAAACAUCAGAAAUCAAUCUGAAAUUCAAUUUCAGACUUCCAAACCACGUGGAUUGUCUUAGUUAGCCUAAAUCAUGAUUUUAGACACCCAUAUUGCUCAGGUUAUAUUGGAUUUUUGAAAAAUCUGAAAAUUUCAGAUUUUUCAAAAAUUUGAGAUAACCUGAGCAAUAUGGGUGUCUAAAAUCGGGAUUUGAGUUAACUAAUAAGAUCCACGUGGUUUCAGAGCCUGGAAUUGAAUUUUGAGCAAAAUCUGAAAAUUUCAGAUUUUUCAAAAGUUCAAGAUAACCUGAGCAAUAUGGGUGUCUAAAUUCGGGAUUUGAGCUAACUAAGAAGAUCCACGUGGUUUCGGAGCCUGGAAUUGAAUGUUCAGCCUAGAUCUGAAAUUUUCAGCUUUUUCAAAAAUUUGAGAUACCCUGAGCAAUAUGGGUGUCAAAAUUCGGGAUUUAUGCUAACUAAGAAGAUCCAUGUGGUUUCGGAGCUUGAAAUUGAAUUUUCAGCCAAGAUCUGAAAAUUUUCUGAAAAUUUCAGAUUUUUUGAAAAUUCAAGAUAACCUGAGCAAUAUGGGUGUCUAAAUUCGGGAUUUGAGCUAACUAAGAAGUUCCACGUGGUUUGGAAGCCUAGAAAUUUCUCCAAAUCUAGAUCUGAAGUUUUGAGCCCUCAAAAAUCUGAAUCUACCGAAAUUUACAUUCAAAAAGCUCCAAAUCCCCUCAAAAAUUCAAAUUUUCCAGCUUUCGACGAGUUACUCGAACUCGCCAAUCGCGGAGACCAUCGAAACGUCGACAAAUUGGUGUGCGAUAUUUAUGGUGGAGCCUAUGAUGAAUUGAACCUGAAAGCCGAUUUGAUUGCCGGUUCAUUGGCUAAAGUUAGUCCAACUCUUGAAAUUUGCUCUAUUUAUACUGAAAAUCGAUAAUUUUCAGUGUAGCACAUAUGGCGGAGCCACGUCGAAAAAUCAUAAAGCCGAGGAUAUUGCGAAAAGUCUUCUUUUGAUGAUUAGUAAUAAUAUUGGACAGGUAAGCGGGUUUUGGGCUCAUUUUCGGGCCUGGAAACCACGUGGAUUCUGAAAAUAAUGAAAUUUGGAGCAUUUUGAUAUCCUGGAAGCCUGGAGUUAGACUAAGCCCUGAAAUUAGGCCUAGAGACAAUUUUCGGGCCUGGAAACCACGUGGAUUCUGAAAAUCAUGAAAUUUGGAGCAUUUUGAUACCCCGAAAGCCUAUUUUUGAAGAAUUACGGAAAUUAGCUCUUCAUCUACAGUACCCUGGCCCUACCGUAAUCCUACAGUACCCUAAACCCUGUUUUUCAUUAUCAGCUUGAAAAAUGACGAUUUUAGACACCCAUAUUGCCCUAGUUUACUUGAAAAUUCAAUUUUCUACAGUACCCUGGGCCUACCGUAAUCCUACACUACCCUAAACCCUGUUUUUCAUUAUCAGCUUGUAAAAUGAUGAAUUUAGACACCCAUAUUUCCUUGGUUUCCUGAAAAAUUUGAAAAUUUCACCUAAGCUCCGCCCCCCCGCCCCCCUACAGUACCCCCUACCGUAAUCUUCCAGAUGGCCAUGCUAUACGGUACCCGCUACAAUCUACGGCGAAUAUAUUUCGGCGGCUACUUCAUCCGCCAAGAUCCCAUCACCAUGCGAACCCUAACCUUUGCCAUCAAUUUCUGGAGCAAGGUACAGUACUCAAAUCUACAGUAAUCCCAAAAACUAUUGAUUUUUAAAGGGACAAACCGACGCGCUAUUCCUGAAACACGAAGGAUAUUUGGGCGCGAUGGGCUCGUUUUUGGAUGAGGACGGAAAAUUGGAGGAGUAG